This is a messenger RNA of Microtus ochrogaster (prairie vole), 3035 nucleotides long. It is a transcript of the gene Tsga10, whose product is annotated as testis specific 10. The record is from RefSeq and is a predicted model, not a curated record. NCBI's taxonomy places the organism in Eukaryota, Metazoa, Chordata, Mammalia, Rodentia, Cricetidae.
UGGAGGCCGGGGCUGGGUUAGAUCUCCCGCAGGGCGUGAGGCCCUUCAGUAACCGGGAUGAGCUCCGAGGAGCACGAUGGCCCGGGUGGCCGGGGGAGGGCUCCAGAGCUCCAGGUUACCACCAAAGAACAUCAGUUUGGUCUCGGGGCUCCAGUUUCUGAAGCUGGAAAAAACCAGAAUACUCUCCAACUAGAACAAGAAGUGAGAACCCAAGAUAGAUUCAUCUCGACACUGAAAUUACAGAUUGAAGAUCUCAAACAGACAAAUCAUGACUUGGAAGAAUAUGUUAGGAAACUCUUGGAUAGUAAGGAGGUGGUAAGCAGUCAAGUAGACGAUUUAACCAACCACAAUGAGCAUCUUUGUAAAGAACUGAUUAAAAUCGACCAACUAGCAGAGCAAUUAGAAAAAGAGAAAAAUUUUGUGGUGGACACUGCUGACAAGGAACUUGAAGAAGCAAAGAUUGAACUCAUUUCCCAGCAAAAUAAUAUAACAGUAUUGGAAGAUACAAUUAAAAGGCUCAAAUCUAUAAUUUUAGAGACUGAAAAAGCACAAAAUAAAUGUCCUUCUAGACUUGAUUCUUUUGUCAAGACUUUAGAAGCAGACAGAGAUUAUUAUAAGACUGAAACACAGAAUUUGAGAAAAAUGAUCAGAAAUAGAUCUAAAAGUCCAAGACGUCCAUCUCCAACUUCCCGGGGUGCAAACUGUGAUGUAGAACUUUUGAAGUCAACAACAAGAGACCGUGAAGAACUGAAAUGCAUGCUGGAAAAAUAUGAACGUCAUUUGGCAGAAAUCCAGGGCAAUGUCAAGGUUCUUACAUCUGAGAGAGACAAGACCUUCCUUCUUUAUGAGCAGGCACAGGAAGAAAUUGCUCGACUUCGAAGAGAAAUGAUGAAAAGCUGUAAGUCUCCUAAGUCAACCACAGCACAUGCUAUCCUUCGUCGGGUAGAGACGGAAAGAGAUGUAGCCUUCACUGAUUUGCGGAGAAUGACCACAGAGCGAGACAGUCUGAGAGAAAGGCUAAAGAUUGCUCAAGAGACAGCUUUUAAUGAGAAGGCUCACUUGGAACAAAGGAUAGAGGAGCUGGAGUGUACAGUUCAUAACCUUGAUGAUGAACGUAUGGAACAAAUGUCAAAUAUGACUUUGAUGAAGGAGACCAUAACCACUGUGGAAAAAGAAAUGAAAUCAUUAGCAAGAAAGGCAAUGGAUACCGAAAGUGAACUUGGCAGACAAAAAGCAGAGAAUAAUUCCUUGAGACUUUUAUAUGAAAACACAGAAAAAGAUCUUUCUGAUACUCAGCGACACCUUGCCAAGAAAAAAUAUGAGCUACAGCUUACUCAGGAGAAAAUUAUGUGCUUGGAUGAAAAAAUUGAUAAUUUUACGAGGCAAAGUAUUGCACAGCGAGAAGAAAUCAGCAUUCUUGGUGCAACCCUCAAUGAUCUGGCUAAAGAAAAGGAAUGCCUACAAGCAUGUUUGGAUAAAAAGUCUGAAAAUAUUGCAUCCCUUGGAGAGAGUUUGGCAAUGAAAGAAAAGACCAUUUCAGGCAUGAAGAAUAUCAUUGCUGAGAUGGAACAGGCAUCAAGACAGUCUACUGAAGCCCUAAUUAUGUGUGAACAAGAUAUUUCCAGAAUGCGCCGGCAAUUGGAUGAAACAAACGACGAACUGGGUCAGAUUGCCAGGGAAAGAGAUAUCUUGGCUCAUGAAAGUGAUAACCUUCAAGAACAGUUUAGCAAAGCCAAACAAGAAAACCAGGCACUGUCCAAGAAAUUGAAUGAUACUCAUAAUGAACUCAAUGAUAUAAAACAGAAGGUCCAGGAUACAAAUUUGGAGGUUAACAAGCUGAAGAACAUAUUAAAGUCAGAGGAAUCUGAGAACCGGCAAAUAAUGGAACAACUCCGAAAAGCCAACGAAGAUGCUGAAAACUGGGAAAAUAAAGCCCGUCAAUCAGAGGCAGAUAACAAUACCCUCAAAUUGGAACUUAUCACUGCUGAAGCAGAGGGCAACAGACUAAAAGAAAAAGUUGAUGCCCUUAACAGAGAGGUUGAGCAACACUUAAAUGCAGAGCGUUCUUACAAGUCCCAGAUUUCAACUUUACACAAGUCUCUGGUGAAGAUGGAGGAGGAGCUUCAGAAGGUUCAGUUUGAAAAGGUGUCUGCACUUGCAGACCUGUCUUCCACAAGGGAGCUCUGCAUUAAACUUGACUCGAGCAAAGAACUUCUUAAUCGACAGCUGGUUGCCAAAGAUCAGGAAAUUGAAAUGAUGGAGAAUGAGUUGGAUUCUGCGCGCUCUGAAAUAGAACUGCUCAGGAGUCAGAUGACAAACGAGAGGAUCUCCAUGCAGAAUCUAGAGGCUUUGCUGGUGGCCAACCGAGACAAAGAGUACCAGUCCCAGAUAGCGCUGCAGGAAAAGGAGUCUGAGAUCCAGCUUCUGAAGGAGCACCUUUGUCUGGCAGAGAACAAAAUGGCUAUCCAGAGUAGAGACGUGGCCCAGUUCAGAAAUGUUGUAACACAGUUGGAAGCAGAUUUGGACAUUACUAAAAGACAGCUAGGGACAGAACGAUUUGAAAGGGAAAGGGCUGUCCAAGAACUUCGCCGCCAGAAUUACUCAAGUAAUGCUUAUCAUUUGAGUUCAGUGAAGCCAAAUACAAAGUGUCACUCACCAGAACGUGCUCACCAUCGAUCUCCUGACCGAGGCCUCGACCGAUCAUUGGAAGAGAAUCUUUGCUAUAGAGAUUUCUGACAUGUGAAAAGAUUCUCCACAGCCUUGGAAAGGUCAAAGAUACAAACGGAUUUUUUUUUUUUUUUGCUAUUUGAUUGCAUUUAUCUUUUGAAUGCUUGACAGUGUUAAAUGUAUUUAUUGACUUUGUGCCUCUGAGUCUGUUCUCGAGUGCCAUAUCACAGUGAUCUGGGUUGAUGUAUGCAAAGAAAAAUGCACAUGGCUCUUUCUAUCCAUACAGUAAUAGUGAGUGUAAAAUCUGCUUACUUCACUAUUGAGCACUGUUUUGUUAACUGUCCGGAGUAAAUAAAGAAGCUUAAAAA